Molecule: messenger RNA, 1254 nt
Organism: Pecten maximus
Lineage: Eukaryota; Metazoa; Mollusca; Bivalvia; Pectinida; Pectinidae
Product: glutenin, high molecular weight subunit DY10-like
Exons: 2
Coding region: 1-1254 (417 amino acids)
Source: RefSeq, a predicted model, not a curated record
AUGGAGAGCACGUGUAGAACAAAUAAUGAUACCUGCUCUCCGACAGAAAUCGUGUGUCCUACAGGCGAGCGUAAAACACUAGUAAAUGGACAGUUCCCAACUAGUACAGGCGAGCGUAAAACACUAGUAAAUGGACAGUUCCCAACUAGUACAGGCGAGCGUAAAACAAUAGUAAAUGGUCAGUUCCCAACUAGUACAGGCGAGCGUAAAACACUAGUAAAUGGUCAGUUCCCAACUAGUACAGGCGAGCGUAAAACACUAGUAAAUGGUCAGUUCCCAACUAGUACAGGCGAGCGUAAAACACUAGUAAAUGGUCAGUUCCCAACUAGUACAGGCGAGCGUAAAACACUAGUAAAUGGUCAGUUCCCAACUAGUACAGGCGAGCGUAAAACACUAGUAAAUGGUCAGUUCCCAACUAGUACAGGCGAGCGUAAAACACUAGUAAAUGGUCAGUUCCCAACUAGUACAGGCGAGCGUAAAACACUAGUAAAUGGACAGUUCCCAACUAGUACAGGCGAGCGUAAAACACUAGUAAAUGGACAGUUCCCAACUAGUACAGGCGAGCGUAAAACACUAGUAAAUGGACAGUUCCCAACUAGUACAGGCGAGCGUAAAACACUAGUAAAUGGUCAGUUCCCAACUAGUACAGGCGAGCGUAAAACACUAGUAAAUGGUCAGUUCCCAACUAGUACAGGCGAGCGUAAAACACUAGUAAAUGGUCAGUUCCCAACUAGUACAGGCGAGCGUAAAACACUAGUAAAUGGUCAGUUCCCAACUAGUACAGGCGAGCGUAAAACACUAGUAAAUGGUCAGUUCCCAACUAGUACAGGCGAGCGUAAAACACUAGUAAAUGGUCAGUUCCCAACUAGUACAGGCGAGCGUAAAACACUAGUAAAUGGUCAGUUCCCAACUAGUACAGGCGAGCGUAAAACACUAGUAAAUGGACAGUUCCCAACUAGUACAGGCGAGCGUAAAACACUAGUAAAUGGUCAGUUCCCAACUAGUACAGGCGAGCGUAAAACACUAGUAAAUGGUCAGUUCCCAACUAGUACAGGCGAGCGUAAAACACUAGUAAAUGGUCAGUUCCCAACUAGUACAGGCGAGCGUAAAACACUAGUAAAUGGUCAGUUCCAAACUAGUACAGGCGAGCGUAAAACACUAGUAAAUGGUCAGUUCUCAACUAGUACAGGCGAGCGUAAAACACUAGUAAAUGGUCAGUUCCCAACUAGUACAGGCGAGCGUAGAACAAUGUAA